AUGCCUGGGGAAAUUGUAAGAAGAACUCUAAGCAGAAUCAAGUCUCAAGUUGUGAGAGCACUUCAAACAACCACAAUCAAAGCAAGGGUGGAAGCUUUAAAAGAAAUUAUCCCCCUUGUAAGCACUGUGCAAGAAGCAGAUGCCCAGGUUGCUAAUGAAGAUGAAGAAGAUGAGAUUUUCAUGGCAACAUGUUUUUCGACUGGGAACUCUUCAAAAUGUUGGCUAAUUGAUAGUGGUUGUACAAACCACAUGACUUAUGACAGAACUCUCUUUAAGGAGUUGAAGCCUACAGGAAUCACAAAGGUCAAAAUUGGAAAUGGUUGUUAUAUUCCUGCAAAAGGAAAGGGGAACAUUGCAAUUACUACAAAUUCAGGUACAAAAAUAAUAUCUGAUGCUCUUUAUGUACCUGAUAUUGAUCAAAAUCUGUUGAGUGUAAGUCAGUUAAUAGAAAAAGGAUUUAAAGUGUCCUUUGAAAAUUGGUACUGCCACAUCCUUAAUGCCGCUAGACAGGAGAUUUUGCGAGUUAAAAUGAGAGGAUUCCAUUUCCUAAAUCAACUUGGAGGACCUCCAAAUCUCAAAGAUUCACUCUCCCUCACUCUCAAACAUUAUAUUCCCUUAGCAAGCAACAUACUGUAUCCAGCAAGCAAUGAAAAGCCCUUUCUUCGUCAUGUGGUGGGGGACUCUCUUUCUCUAACGAUAGCCGAGUCAAACGAGGAUUUCGACUCUCUUAUUGCAAAUUAUGCACGAGAUGCUGAUCAGUUCUAUCCUUUUGUCCCUCAACUGCCUCCACCUAAAGAGGAGCCUGAGUAUAAAACUUUUCCAGUCUUCUGUGUACAGGUAACUUUUUUCCCGAGUCACGGCGUAUGUAUUGGUUUUACCAACCAUCAUGCUAUAGGCGAUGCGAGUUCAAUUGUGGGCUUUAUCAAGGCUUGGGCUUCAAUCAGCAAAUUCAGGGGAGAUUCGCAGUUGAUUGACGCCAAAUCCUUGCCUCUUUUUGAUAGAUAUGUCAUUAAAGAUCCUCGUGGAAUAGGAGAUUUAUAUUGGGACCAAUUGAAGAAUUUGUCGUUGCAAUUCCCACCUUCGCAUUUACCCAUCAAUAAGGUUCGGGCCACGUAUAUUCUCCACCAAGCUGAUAUCAAGAAACUCAAGGAUUCGGUUUUGGCUCGAAAACCAGAUUUAGUUCAACCUUCCUCUUUUGUAGUUACGAUUGCCUAUGUCUGGACUUGUUUGGUGAAAUCCGGGCCAGUUAGUGGGGAGAAGGUCGAUGCAAAUGAGUCCGAAUACUUCAGUUUUGCAGUGGAUUGCCGGGAACGCAUGAAUCCACCUGUGCCUACUAAUUAUUUCGGCAAUUGCAUAGGAGUUGCAAUUGUUACAAGAAAGCACCAUGAGUUGAUAGAAAAUGAUGGAUUUUUCAUCGCAGCUGAGUCAGUUGCAGAGAUCAUUCGAAUAAAGGUUAAAAACAAAGACGAAAUGAUGAAAGGUGCUGCAAAUUGGCUAGCAGAAAUGGGAGAAUUAUUGAUGGGAAAACGAAAUCUUUCAGUGGCUGGAUCACCUAAGCUCAACUUUUAUGACGUGGACUAUGGAUGGGGAAGGCCAAAAAAGAUGGAGGCGGUGUCUAUUGAUGGAGAUCAUGAUUCCUUUUCCCUCUGCAAAUUCCAGGACUCUGAGGGAGGUUUGGAGAUUGGAUUAUCUUUGCCCAAGACAAAAAUGGAUGCUUUUGCAGCUAUUUUCGCCAGUGGCUUAGGGGUUUUAUCAAAGGAAGUUUUCCAUUCCGAUUAAAUCUCCCAUACAACU
Molecule: messenger RNA, 1794 nt
Organism: Olea europaea var. sylvestris
Lineage: Eukaryota; Viridiplantae; Streptophyta; Magnoliopsida; Lamiales; Oleaceae
Product: malonyl-coenzyme:anthocyanin 5-O-glucoside-6'''-O-malonyltransferase-like
Exons: 3
Coding region: 1-1779 (592 amino acids)
Source: RefSeq, a predicted model, not a curated record